AGCACAAAACAUCUCAUGUUAAAUCAGAAUUUCUGCCUAAUCCCUGUACAUCUGUGUGUUUCCUGUGCUGGUAGGUUGUCUCCCAGUGUCCGGAUCCUGACAUCUCUCUUUGUGAUCCUGGGGGUGUUUGUGGUGACCACGGUGCUGGUGAAGGUGGACGUGUCAGACAGCAGGAUGGAGUUCUUUGUCGGGACACUGAUCAGCGUGGCUAUUGUCAGUGGGGCCUCCAACCUCUUCUCUGGCAGCGUGUUUGGCAUCAGUGGACAUUUCCCCAUGAGGAUCUCUCAGGCUCUUAUAUCAGGUCAGGCGAUGGGCGGCACGCUGAGUGCAGUAGCAGCAGUGAUGGACCUGGCGCUCACGAAGGAUGUGACAGACAGCGCUCUGGCCUAUUUCCUGACAGCUGACGUCUUCAUUCUGCUCUGUAUCAUCACAUAUCUGCUGUUGCCAAAACUGGCAUAUUCAAGACAUUACAUGCUGGCAGCAACAUGCACCAGUGCAGGAGUGAGGACAGAAGAUGGAGGUGACGGCUCAGUGAGCAGAGUCUCUACCCCACCACUGCGUCCCAUCCUGAGGAAGACGUGGGUGCUGGGCUUCAGUGUCUUCUACGUCUUCUGCAUCUCUAUAAUGGUGUUUCCUGCAGUAUCCUCAGGGAUCCAGUCUGUCAACAAGGACAGCGGCAGCCCCUGGACAACCACUUACUUUGUGCCUCUCACCAGUUUCCUCCUGUACAAUGUAGCAGACUUCUGCGGCAGGCAGGCCACCGCCUGGCUGCAAGUCCCAGGCCCCACCAGCCGAAUCCUGCCGGUGCUGGUGCUGUGUCGCACCAUCAUGGUCCCACUUAUCAUGUUUUGUAACUACCAGCCAAGGGACCAAAUUCACACAGUGCUAUUCACACAUGAUGCUUUUCCUGUGCUGUUUAAUUGCAUGUUAGGCCUCUCCAAUGGCUACUUAGGAACUCUACCAAUGAUCUAUGGACCUAAGGUGGUCCCUCGGGAGCUGGCAGAGGCCACAGGAGUGGUCAUGUCCUUCUUCCUCACUCUGGGACUGGCUGUUGGAUCUGCAUUCUCUGUGCUCAUCGUGCACUGCAUCUGAUCAUGCUGUGAGGCAAUGACCCUGUCACGUACAGUGGAUUAACAUAGCAGGACAGAUGAGGUAGUUUGCCCACUGCUUAUGAAAAACCAGGACCUCAAAGCAAAGCACAUCAGUACAGCCGGUGUGUUAUGAGGGAAAAACUUCUGAUAAGCUUCUCAUUGCCCCUCUUGUCUAGAAAGCCUUUUUCUAGACAAGAGGUUUAAACUGAUGUAGCUCAUAAUGAGCUAUAGGGGCCGAGCCUACAUCUCUCUAUGUUUGAAAUGAGGAAAUGGCUCCUAGAGUUGCAAUCUAUGCAGUCCAUAAGGGACAAUUCAUUAAACAAACAUUUCCUUUUAUAUGACAUUUCGUAUCGGUUGUACAGAUAUUUCAAGGAGAAAAUUUGGGAUAGAUGUUUUGCAGGGGGUGUUAAAUGUUAUAGUUCAAAAUAAAUUAACAAACUUGCCAGUGGUAAAGAAACACCACCUCUUACUGAGGGACACAGGUGGAAAAUGUGGCAAGUGUGCUCACUAAACAGGAUGUGGAUUUGUCUGUAACUUUUGUAACUGAACUUGAUCACACAUUAUAAACUGAACAUUUCCAGUAACUUGUGGAUUUACUUGAUCAUGCAUUAUAAACGGAACAUUUCCAUUAAGUUGUGGAUUUCAGUUAUUUUUAAAUGAUCACGUUAGCUUCAAGUGACAAGUAAAGCAUUUUGUGUAGCUUGGGCUAAAAGUAGCACUUCAACUGCUCAAACUGGUGUUUUUAAAUCACAAACUCACAGAUGACACAUGGUCAUUCUCCUGUAGUUAAAUGGAGGAAAUCAAAUGACUUCCUGGGGAAGUUAACCCAGACACCAAGUCAGCUGUAUUUGCAGUUUAUGGAGCCCCUCAAAUAUCAAAAGUUAAGUGGGGUUGUUUAGUGUUGUAUUGACUAUGGAGUUGUUCUUUACAUGACUUGAUGGUUUGUGGAAAUGGCCAUUGUAUAAUAAGGAACCAGAUUGAUUCAUUUUAAAAAUACAUGACUAAAUUCAGUUUACAGUAAAGUAAAAUAGACUGAAGUUUAUUGGGAUCAUUUUAAUUGUUAAAAUGUACAGAUCAAUUGACAGUGUGCUCAGGGUUUAAAGCAGACAAAUCAAAUUUCAGAUGUUUUGUACGUUAGAGAUGCAGUGAUUUACAAACAGUAGGAAGAGUGCAAACAAUGGGAGGCACAAUCUCAGACUUAUCACCUCCACCUCAGCUCCUUUAAACAAAAUCUAACCUAUUUUGUCUACGAAAUAGAAAUUUGUUUCAAAGAUCAGACAUCCUACUUAAAGUAAUGCCAGUCAUUAACACACUGAGCCAUCUCUCCUAUUUGCAGUGAGUGGUUUCACCAGGGCAAAGAAUCAGAAUGGGGGUCGGAAGACGAGCAGGACGGCAGCCAUCUGAUGCGUCGUCAACAUUAUACAACACUUGAAAAAACUACAAAAACAAACAAGCAAUGUAGGGAAAUAUAACAACUUAAAUGUGCUCAGUGAGGCAAUGACAGGCUUGAGCUGCAGGCCAUUAUACACAAAUCACUCCUUCCCUGUCCCCCACCCCGAAAAAAAAAAAAAAAA
Paralichthys olivaceus (Japanese flounder) is the source of this 2665-nucleotide messenger RNA. NCBI's taxonomy places the organism in Eukaryota, Metazoa, Chordata, Actinopteri, Pleuronectiformes, Paralichthyidae. The record is from RefSeq and is a predicted model, not a curated record.